This is a messenger RNA of Stegodyphus dumicola, 962 nucleotides long. RefSeq names its product sushi, von Willebrand factor type A, EGF and pentraxin domain-containing protein 1-like. NCBI's taxonomy places the organism in Eukaryota, Metazoa, Arthropoda, Arachnida, Araneae, Eresidae. The record is from RefSeq and is a predicted model, not a curated record.
AUGUCCUGCCACUUGGGUUUUGUACUGGAUGAUUCCUUCAGUUCUAUUAUUGGCCUAAUGUCAGGAUCCGCUGAUUGGUCUUCUCUAACUUUUUCAUCACUCCAUGGAUCUGGAUCAGUUGAUGUUGAAGAUGUUACUUGCCGAAUACUCGGAUUCGCCAACCCGUACUUAGCCUCGGCUCUUGAACAAUGGCUGCAGUGUGCAGGACAAGGAAAAGAUCCUUUUUCUUCCUGGAGCAUUCCACCAACUGGCAAGAACUGCUCUAAAUUUGACGACGAUAAUUUGUUAAACUUCAAAUCUCCAUUAGAGACUGCAUGCAACAGAAAACUUAAUUUUAUUUGUGAACACGAUCCAGUUACGUGUGGUAUGCCAGAGAGACCAGCAAAUUCCUCCAUAAUUAUGGGAUCAGCUGUUGGCUCCGAUAUUGAAUAUCAUUGUCAACCCGGACAUUUGCUUCAGGGUCCCCCCAAAAUAGCAUGCCUAGGCACAGGAUAUUUUUGGGGUGCUGCUCCCAAAUGCUUAUAUAUAGAAUGCGACUUCCCUGCCAGCAUUCCCAAUGGCGGCUACACUCUAGUAAACGGCACGAAAUAUUAUCAAAGCAUUGUGCAGUAUUUUUGCCAAGAAUCAUACGUAUUAGUAGGACAGUCGGAGUUGAUGUGUGAUGCUGAACGGAAAUGGAAUGGUUCACUUCCCAGAUGUGAUCCUAUUUUGUGCCACAAUCCACCAAGAAUAUCUCAUGGAAACGCAAGAGUGAUAGUGAAUAUAGGAGUUCCAUAUACAAUAGCGGAAUACACAUGCGAAGCUGCUUAUACACUGAUCGGUGAAAAGAGGAUUUCCUGCGAUUCUACAGGGUUCUGGACAUCUAAGCCCCCUAUAUGUUUAGGGAAGAAAAAAAUUAAGAUUUGUUAGAAAACUUUAUUUGCUAGAAUGACGUUGUACGAAUAAAUAACAAUAACCCAGAA